AACUGUAAAAUUGUACAAGAAAGUGCAUCAAAAACAGACGUAAUUAGUUUAAUGGAUGCCCGGUUUUAUCUCAGAAACUUAAAUAGACGACCGCCAUGUGAACUAUCUCUUGCACCUGGUUUGUCCAAAUUGCGUUUUCCAAACUGUCCGCAAAUCUUUUUGCCUAAAGAUGUGAAAAAGGGAGAGCUUAAUUUUUGGGAGCAAUGAUGAUUGGUGUUGUGUUGAUGAUGACACAAAAAGUUUGAUACACAGAACAAAGACUUGCAUUUUUAAUCAAAAUCAGGGACAGCAAAGUUAAGAACAAUGAAGAUUAAAUGCAACAUGUUAAGCUUUUCAACCGUACACCUGCCAUAUUGUUAUUGACAUUGCUUAAUAUAAUUUUCCUUUUGCCUGGAAUGGACUGGCUGAAUCGUGGCUUGGCCAGCUUCGAGCAAAAUGAAAUGUAUGGCGAUUUUGGAGAACUUAAAGAAGAAGAAGUUGAAGAAUUGAGGUCGGAAAGGACUAUAAAAAGUGGUCUCAAGUCCGAAGAAGAAAUUCAACGCUUAACUGUGGAUGAAAAUCUAUCGGACGUUGAACGAGCAGUUUUUCUACUUAGUUCUGGUAUUGAAGCACAAAAACUGAGUGUAAUCAAUAACUUGCCUUUGCUAUUUGAAAACCAUGCAAAUGAUGCCGUCAAGGAAGUCAUGCCACUUGUUAGGGAAUUAUUAUAUGCUGCCUCAGUUGAGAUCCAACUGGUUGCUAGCAAAUCCUAUUACCAGAUUAUUGAGAGGGGAUUGUUGCCAAUAUAUGCUUUUAUAUCAGCAUUUUUACCUACAAUAUUGAACAAUAUGGAGAACAAAGAUCCAACAAUUUCUCAUGGUUGGUUGAAUGCCUUGCUCUGUACAAUAACAAAGCUUCCCAAGGAUGCCAUAAAACGAGAGAUUUUGCCAAUUGCCUUUACAAAAGGGCAGCUAUCUCAAUCUGUUACAUCACGGUUAUCAUGCUGUAAAAUUCUUGGUGUGGUGGUUGCAAAAUUUGACCCAUUGUGGAUUAAGAAAGAAUUGAUGGGUCUCAUUACUUCUUUAUGCCAAGAUGUUGACUAUGAAGUUCGAGCUUGCAUGAGUCACGAAUUGCAAAAAAUUGGAAAAGAUUUAGGCGGGGACUUCACAAAAUCUUGGAUCAUGCCUGAGUUAGUUGAAUUAACAAACGACGAAGAAAGUAUUGUAAGACUUGCUGCUAUUGAAACAAUUGCUGAACUAUUGCACUUUCUCAACGAUGAGAACAGUGGUAAAACGAUUGUUCCCUUGGUACAAAACUUUUGCGAGUUAGCGCUGAAAAGGAAGAAAGAUGAUACGCUAAUUGUUGUGUCAAAAUUGUUUGGAAAAUUGUGCUAUGGCUUAAAUGGAAAUUUUACGGAUACCCAAAAGAAAUGGUGCGUCGAGUAUUUUCAAAAGCUUUGCUCGUCCGGAUUGAAAGAGAACAAGAAUAAGAUUAAUCAUUUUCAGAGACUCAACGCGUACAAUGAAAGUUUAGAGGAAAGCCGUUGCGCUGAAAUUCGAAAAAAUUGUGCUUUCAAUUUUCCGGCAAUGGUAGCUUUUUGUGGAGCCGAGGAUUUUACUAAGGAUCUUGCCUCCUGUUUCCAUGCUCUUGUCACAGACCGCAAUUUCAUUGUACGGAGAAGCGUUUCUUGUGGAUUUCACGAGGUGAUAAAACUUUUAGGAAGUAAAGCUCAAUGUUUGCAAUCAGAACUUCAUAUCUUACUUAUGGAUGAAACUGUUCCAGUUCUCGAAGGACUAAUACUUAAUCUUAACGUUACUCUAUCUAUUUUGUCGAAUGGUGGUCGUUCUAAUCAACAUGAAUCUAAGCUGAACAACCUAUCAGAGCUCAUACCACCUGUCAUAGCAUGCGAACAUACUGUAUCACAGUGCAUGAACUGGAGAAUACAUGAACAACUUCUACGGAAAUUCUCGGCUUUCAUUGAUUCUUUUACCUCGGAUCAAAUCUACUAUAAAUUUACCCCCGUUUUGUUUGACGUUCUCCAUAGAAGCCAUGUCCUUCCUGUCACUCAUGCUGCAGCAUAUACAUUGUGUAUAUUCUUAAGGAAUAAUGCAAGAGCGGAACAGAGGGAUGAAAUGUGUUGCCGCUUCAUUGAAGAAUGCGGAAAGGGAAAAAGUUACAGAGAUAGAUUACUUUUCAUGAAAAUUUGUACAUAUAUUUUGGAAUUAUUUUCAAGAAAAUUUUUUAAGGAACAUUUCUUUGCAUUCUUUCUGGAAUUGGUAAUGGAUCCUGUGAUAAACAUUAGAUUACAUUUCUGUCACUUACUGCCUAAACUGAAAUCAGUUUUGAAACUACCCAUGGAUCGAAGCUUGUUGCAACGCUUGGAGUUGUGUGUUCGACAGUUACUUAAUGAUGAAAAGGAUCCUGAUGUUUGUGCUGCUGUUAGAGAGGCUGCUCUUAGACUUGACAAAAUUGAAAUUGUUAUGGAAACGUCUACACAUCGGUCUAUGUUUGAAGAAGAUUUAGUGGAUCAGAAGAAGGAAGAGGAGGAAGCCUUGAUGGAGGCAAAAGAACGCAAUGGUAUAUCUUUUGCUCGCCAAGGUUCAGACAAAAAGAAAAAAACUUCAUUGAAAGAAGAGAAAGUGAUAAAGAAAGGAGGAGCGGCGAACAUCAAGAAAUAUUGCCGACAAGAUGCAAAGAAAUCGUCAAAUAAAGAAUGUAAAACAGUCGUCAACAAGGCUGGUGCAGCUCUCCCAGAUCUAGCAUCAUGCAGCUAUCUUUACGAGACGAAUCCAACGAUAACCUCAUCUAAAAAAUCGACGAGCGGGGGUAGUCUAGGGAUGAGCAAAAGCUCCCAUAGCAUGAUGACGCAGAAGGCUUCUACAGCAAGUAAAAAAAAUUCUAGCAUUCCUAUGGGAAGCAGGCCUGGUGUAAAAGCAGCAAAAGUCGUCAACAAAAGGUAGCAAUAGAGAAACGCACUUGACCCAAAUGUUGUUUUUACUUUCACGGUUGAAGUGCUGAAUUGUUUCCAUCAUCUUCGUGUCAUUGUCAAUAAUGCCAUCACGUCGAAGGAAAGGAGAUUGUUUGCCCGAACCGCCUCUAGAUAAAACCAUAUUGUGCACAAUGAGUUAUUUGAUGUCGUGUACUUCUUGGUGUGUGUGAAUCUUACUCGGUACCCUUGACGCAGAAAGCUGGUGUUUGUCCAGGGGAUAUUGUAAAUCUAACUUACUAGUUCAGAGGAUAUUGUGAAAGAGUUAUAUUUUAUAGAUUUAUUCACUAGAGUAUAUUUGAGCAUCGAUAUUGUCAAAUCAUUUAGUAAAUACUGAGCAACAUUGAAAAAA
Messenger RNA from Xenia sp. Carnegie-2017, 3317 nucleotides. Its product is annotated as serine/threonine-protein phosphatase 4 regulatory subunit 4-like. The transcript is spliced from 28 exons. Gene Ontology annotation, cellular component: protein serine/threonine phosphatase complex; cytosol. The record is from RefSeq and is a predicted model, not a curated record. Gene Ontology annotation, molecular function: protein binding; protein phosphatase regulator activity. The coding region runs from base 315 to 2939 and encodes 874 amino acids. NCBI's taxonomy places the organism in Eukaryota, Metazoa, Cnidaria, Anthozoa, Malacalcyonacea, Xeniidae.